Messenger RNA from Rhinichthys klamathensis goyatoka, 2145 nucleotides. RefSeq names its product TBC1 domain family member 10B. The record is from RefSeq and is a predicted model, not a curated record. Lineage: Eukaryota; Metazoa; Chordata; Actinopteri; Cypriniformes; Leuciscidae. Bases 18 to 1856 code for a protein of 612 amino acids. The transcript has 15 exons.
UGCCUGAGAGAACCAUCAUGUUGAAGAGAGCGAGCAGCUCAAGCAGCGGGAAGAGCAGCACUUCACGGCGGAGCAGCUCUGUAGGCUUCGAUGAGUUCGGCUUUGCUCUCAGUAAGAAAAGAGUCAGGAAACUCCAACACAGAUGUCAUGACUACAGUUAUCCUCAGCCUAAUCCAGUUAAAGUGAAGGAGCUGUGUGAAUUUCUCACUUACUGGAAUGGAUCCAGUUUCAUCUGCAGAAAUCAGAUCGAGAGGUUUAUUCGUAUUGGUAUUCCUCCGGCAAUACGUGGACGAGUUUGGAAAUGCCUCCUAAAUAUCGACAGUCUCAGAGCUGCUAGCUCUUUUGAUUAUGAGGCAUGUCAGGCUGAGAUCCGUAGACCUCUGGUUGAUCUUGGAGUCAGUGAGUACAGCAUCAUCUCUACUAUAGACUCUCUAGUGGACACAGAGAAUGAGAUCAGCAGCGGACAGUCGGAUCUCCCCAGUGCUGACCUCACACUCUUCAAACAGAUCGCCCUCGACCUACGAAGGUCAUUUCCGACCCAUCGCACUCUGAUGGGGGAUCGUCCCGAGGCUAUUGAGGGCCAGGCCAAACUUUUCAGAGUUCUUACCGCAUUUGCCCGAUAUAAUCCCCAGAUUGGAUAUGUACAAGGGAUGUCCUAUAUAGCUGCUGUGCUCCUAAUGAUCCUGUCUGAAGAAGAGGCUUUCUGGGCACUGGUUGCUCUGUUAGAGAAGCCCAAGUAUCUCUCAGAGCUCUUUGAUUCCUCUAUGAAGAAGAUUCAACUUCAAGCUUUGGUUUUUCACCAGCUCCUGAAACACAGGAAACCUCUGCUCUUCCAGCACUUGGAGACUCUUGGGGUGUCUUCUCUGCAUUUCAUCAUGCAGUGGUUUCUUACCCUCUUCACCUCCCUGCCGUGCUGGGACUCGGUUUUGGCCAUCUGGGAUCUUAUCAUGCUGCACGGGCUGCAGGCUGUAUUUCGCACUGGCCUCACCAUCAUCCUGCUACUGGAGUCUCGUAUCAUGAACAUGACUGAGGAGGCCGCCGUGCUGCCCGUUCUGCUGCGAGUGCCUAUGGAUGUCUCCCAACAUCGUGUCCUGAUCCCAGCACUCUGGAACACGGAUGUUCAGGAAUGGGAAAUCAACUGCAUGAACAGCCUGGUAUUGGAAGAGGCCAGUGGUGGACAUGAUGAAGAGAAAGUGAAAAAAGACAGCGCAAAAGGCUGUACGAGUUCUCUCAGCGAUGGACAACGCGAUGUGAAACCUUCACAAAAAGGUGCUAAGAACACUUCUAAAAAAGAGGCUCCGGGCUCCGGCGCUAAGAAUGUUUUCACACGACUGCUGAAAGUGGCUCAGCAUUACCUUUUGGAAUCAGGCAAGUAUAGUACAGCUGCCAAAUCUUCUCCUGCCAAGAAGAGCCCUGCCCUCAGCCGCCUCCCCAAAGCAAGAAUCUCCACCUCCUUCGCUCAGGCACAGGUUCGAACCAAGAGGAGCAGUAGUAGACGUUCCCAGAAUUCCAUUCUGGGUGGGGUCAAGAAGGAGCGACUCCCUUCUCAAGAUUCAGAUGAAGGUGCUACUGAAGACAGCUCCAACUCUUCAGUCCGGCGGGUGAGGUCAGGGCCCGUGGGUAAAGUGGCUCGCAGAAGGAGUCGAGGUCAGUCCAGACGAGGAACUUCCCUCCUGUUGAAGAAUCGCAGCUCUAGAUCUCAACAAACCUCUGAGCAGCCUGAGAACAGCAAGAAUGAGGAUUGUCAAGAAACCCAAAGCAGGAAUGCAUCUACACGGCGUCCGUUGCUGAACGAGAGAAACUUCAUCACGUGCCCAAUGACAGCAAGUCAAGUGCGAGAAUCGCAGCUAAUUUGAGACCACGUGGGACUCGAUAUGGAACAAGGUGUGCUCACUUCAUAACUGCUCAAUGAAACACUGCCAUUUGACAGUUAAAUCAGGCCUUGUCGGACUCCUUAGGUAAUGUCUCUGAAGAUGCUGCUAAUGUGCACUACGAACUUUAAAUCAGUGAAUGUUAAUGUAUGAAUUUAGCAUUCUCACUACCCUGUUUUUUUUUUUUUCUGGACUAUUCCAUCAAUAAAUGUGUGAUGUCCAAAUUUUAAUGUAGCUUUUAUAGCCAUUUAAUAAAAGAUUAAUUCAUAAUAAA